This is a messenger RNA of Euleptes europaea (tarantolino), 1544 nucleotides long. It is a transcript of the gene FBLN7, whose product is annotated as fibulin 7. The record is from RefSeq and is a predicted model, not a curated record. Lineage: Eukaryota; Metazoa; Chordata; Lepidosauria; Squamata; Sphaerodactylidae. The coding region runs from base 72 to 1391 and encodes 439 amino acids. The transcript has 8 exons. Gene Ontology annotation, molecular function: calcium ion binding.
UUGAAGCAACUGCUCAGCGAAGCACUUCAAAGCAAUCCAAGGAGGCAUUUCUAUCUGGAAAUAACAGGACCAUGAUUUCUGCAUUCCAAUACAGCCUUUUCCUCUCCUUCUGCCUAGCGGUAUGUCAGGAAUCUCAGGCUUCCCAGAACUGCAUGAACAAACAGCAACUUCUGGCUUCCAUCCGCCAAAUGCAGCAAUUGCUGAAGGGGCAGGAAACACGAUUUGCAGAUGGCAUCCGCAUCAUGAAGCACCGACUGACGACUCUCCAAAAUUCAGUGACUAAAGCUACACCGGACCUCCAAACUGUGUUCUGCCCUCCACAAGAAGCCCCUCCAAACGGCAAAAGAUUCGGCAGCAAGAACAUGGUAGACCAUGAAGUACAUUUCACCUGUGAUGCUGGAUUUCAGCUUGUUGGUUCCAGCUCUCGAGUGUGUCAGCUAAAUGGCAGCUGGACUGGAGAAUUUCCUCAAUGCAAAGGUAUCAGCAAAUGCAGAAAUCAUCUAUGCCAGAAUGGUGGGACAUGCAUAGAUGGAGUUGACCAGUACAAAUGCAUUUGUCUACAGGAGUGGACUGGUACCAAUUGCCAGUAUCAAACACAGACAGUGCCACCAGCAUGGAGCGUCACAAAUGAUCCAGCUUUUAGUCGCAAGCCACGCUGUGCCAAAUUUGACCGGAUGCAACAUUGCAGCUGUGAAGCAGGAUUCCAUAUGAGUGGCACUGCAGAAAACAGCAUAUGUCAGGAUGUGAAUGAAUGUGAAGUUUACAAGGUGGAGGGAGCCCCUCGUCUCUGUAUGCACACCUGCAUCAACAUUCCUGGCUCAUACCACUGCUCCUGCCCCAGUGGGUACAGGGUCUUCAGUGAUGGGAAAAGCUGUGAAGAUAUAGAUGAAUGUGGUCUCUCGCUGCACAACUGCACAAGAGGAACAAUGUGCAUUAACACAGGAGGAAGCUUUCAGUGUGUUAGCCCGGAGUGUCCCAAGACUAGCGGAAAUGUCAGCUACGUUAAAACAUCGCCAUUUCAAUGUGAGCGGAACCCAUGUCCAAUGGACAGCGGAUCAUGCCACCACGCCCCAAAGACCAUCUCGUUCCAUUACCUCCCCCUGCCAUCUAACCUCAUCACUCCCACUCCUCUCUUCCGCAUGGCAACUGCUUCAGCUCCUGGACGGCCCGGCCCAGACAGCUUGCGUUUUGGCAUCGUGGGAGGAAACAGCCAAGGUAAUUUUGUGAUGCAGCGUUCAGACAGGCAGACUGGAGAACUCAUUCUAGUUCAGAGCCUCCAGGGUCCUCAGAACGUGGAAGUGGAAGUGGACAUGUCAGAAUACCUCGACCGCACCUUCCAAGCUAAGCAUGUCUCAAAGAUAACCAUCUUUGUCUCACCUUAUGCAUUCUAAAGGAACUUUUUACACCGAUGAGGAAAUAACUAGGUCACAGACUGUUCUUGCUGAUUGUGGACUACAUCGCAAAAGCCAGGAUUCAUGUUGAGAUUCUGGCUUUCUGGGUACUUGCUCAUUUUGCCAGCCAAUAAUUCCCAGCACUACAAUAAU